Molecule: messenger RNA, 234 nt
Organism: Saprolegnia parasitica CBS 223.65
Lineage: Eukaryota; Oomycota; Saprolegniomycetes; Saprolegniales; Saprolegniaceae
Exons: 2
Coding region: 1-234 (77 amino acids)
Source: RefSeq, a predicted model, not a curated record
AUGUCGACAUCCCCUGCCCGCUGCUAUGAGCGCGCCGACUCGUUCGGGUCCAACCUCGUUAUCUCGCCCGUGCCCGAGCUCUCAGACGCAGACGAGAAAGCGGCCGAUACGGCGCUGGUCGCGACUGCGUACCGGUACAAGAAGGCGACGAUUAUCGUCGCGACGUGCGUCGUCGGCCUCGUCGCUGUCUCGGCGCAGGCCAUCUUGCUGUACGUCCUUCACAUUGUAUUCUAA